GUCUCCGUGUAACAGUAGUAGUUCAAUUUACCCUAAGAGUAAUAAUGUCUUUGUAGUAGCGUAUCCGGUGUGUUUCGAGCCAUGGGCCCCGGCGGGGAACUCCAUCCAGCGAAUGAGUGAGCGUGUCCGUGCGCAUGCCGACACAACACGUUAUCUCGUGCCAGCUGCCUCGAUAUCGAAAUCCCUUUUGAUUUCGUCUCCUCGGGCCACAGCAUCUCAGCGGCGUUGACGCGGACAAACACGCUGAUACCCGGCACCGCAAGCGACGAUGGGCAACACUCUUUCUCUCUUCCGUCUCGCUCUCAAGGAGUUCAUCGACAACCUCCGCGUGUACCAGGCGCUGCAAGCCAAAGCGCUCGCGUCGCCUGGAUUCCCGCGUCCGAACUCGACACUGCCCUACUGGACCGUUCCGCCGUCCCCUAUUGCGCACCAUAUCUCCGAGUUGCCUGACUAUGCGGACGUCGUUAUCAUUGGCUCUGGGAUUACGGGGACGUCGGUAGCCCGUGCGCUACUCGACCGGUGUCAGAAGGAGGGGAGGAGGGUAAAGGUGGUUAUGCUCGAGGCAAGGGAGGCAUGUUCCGGAGCUACUGGCCGAAAUGGAGGACACAUGACACCGCCGCUAUACCAUGACUACCUCUCGCUCAAGCAAGAGUUCGGCGAAGCCAUGGCGCACAAGAUCAUCCGCUUCCGGCUGGCGCACAUCGACGAGAUGCGGCGCAUAGCGGAGAAGGAGGGUAUCUUGGCAGAGUCGCAGGCGCGGCAUGUCGAGACAGCCGACGUGUACUUCAAGCAGGAGAUGUUCGAUAAGGCGAAGGCAAAAAUGGAGCAGUGGGCGAAGGAGAUGUCGUUAGAAGCAGCGACACAUCGAGUGUAUGAGGGUCGGGAGGCUAUUGAGACGUUCAAUCUGGCGUCUGAUACUGUCGGCUGUAUUGCAUGUACUGCUGGGGCGAUGCAUCCAUACCGGCUGGUGACGGGAGUUCUUGAACGUUUAUUGGAAAGACAUUCUGAGAGUUUCUCCUUGUGCACUCAAACUCCAUGUACAUCCAUCUCGGCGCCCUCCUCCUCAUCCCCCCACUACGUCCUCUCGACACCCCGCGGAACCAUCUCCACCUCUCACAUCAUCCACGCGACAAAUGGCUGGGCAUCGACCCUCCUCGAGCCCAUGCGCGGCAAGAUCAUCCCUUUUCGCGGAACCAUGUCUGCCCAGCGACCCGGUCGCACCCUCACUCCAAAGGCACUCUCGGGCCAGCGCUCCUUUGUGUUCUACUCUGCUAAGCUCGGGUACGACUAUCUCACGCAGUUACCUGGACCACCGACGGGCUCUUACGAGCUCAUGCUCGGGGGUGGAUUCGCUCAGGAUGGCGAGCAGGGGCUUGAGGCGCUCGCGAACGCGGACGAUACGGUGUACGACCGGACGGUCGGAGCGCAUCUGAGCGGUGUGCUUCCGCGGUACUUCGGGGAAGACAACUGGGGCGCGGAGAGUGGUCCGGGGGAGAAUGGUGAAUCGCUCUGGAGUGGUGUGCUCGGUAUAUCUGCGGACAUGCGUCCGUGGGUGGGGCGCGUGCCGACCUCGGUCUCUGGGCGCCCUGAGCCGUCACGGGCAACAUCCGACGUGACCGAGGAAGAGAAGGGCGAUGUUUUACGUCCUCUUGCUGCGCCAGGCGAGUGGAUCGCAGCGGGGUACUCGGGCGAGGGUAUGGUGCACGCAUGGAUGUGCGGGAAGGCGCUUGCGGCGAUGGUGCUCAACCGUGAGGUCGAUGAUGGCCUGGCAGGGUGGUUCCCAGACGCCAUGCGCAUAAACGAGAAGAGAUGGAAGAAGGCGUCGCCGGAGGGACUGCUGGAGAUGCUGAGCAACGACGAGUGAGCUACCUCUUGCUCACUUCAGGUGCUCAAUUGGCACGGUGCUUUAGAUUUGGUUGACUACCUUCUACUUACAGAUGUUGUAUCUCUAGAUUUACGACGCAUUUGUUGUACCAUAUCCACUGCUUGUAUCUGUCUCAGCCCCGACGUAGACGCGCUUAGUUAUAAAAACUAUUGUCGG
This is a messenger RNA of Coniophora puteana RWD-64-598 SS2, 2041 nucleotides long. RefSeq names its product FAD dependent oxidoreductase. Bases 269 to 1864 code for a protein of 531 amino acids. Gene Ontology annotation, cellular component: cytoplasm. Gene Ontology annotation, molecular function: oxidoreductase activity. Lineage: Eukaryota; Fungi; Basidiomycota; Agaricomycetes; Boletales; Coniophoraceae. The record is from RefSeq and is a predicted model, not a curated record. The transcript has 5 exons.